Messenger RNA from Corythoichthys intestinalis (scribbled pipefish), 2292 nucleotides. It is a transcript of the gene agxt2, whose product is annotated as alanine--glyoxylate aminotransferase 2. The transcript is spliced from 14 exons. The record is from RefSeq and is a predicted model, not a curated record. Gene Ontology annotation, biological process: glyoxylate catabolic process. The coding region runs from base 99 to 1619 and encodes 506 amino acids. Gene Ontology annotation, cellular component: mitochondrion. Lineage: Eukaryota; Metazoa; Chordata; Actinopteri; Syngnathiformes; Syngnathidae. Gene Ontology annotation, molecular function: L-alanine:glyoxylate transaminase activity; pyridoxal phosphate binding.
CUAUCACAAAAACUUGAUCAACGUGUUGUCAUUUAAUGUGCUACUUCGAGUUUGUGUGGCGUGACUCGUUAUAAUAAUCGCGUUGAGCUGAAAAGAAGAUGCACAAAAUAACUUUACGUCGCUACACGCCGCUGAGUGCCCUGGUUAAAAUCCACCAAGCAAGUGGGCCAUCAUGUCAGCAACCCGCCUCGACGAGUUCUCCCGCAAGUGUGGUGGAAAUGCCUCCAUGCGACUUCACACCAAAACAAUACAAGGGAAUGUCCAAAGAGCGUAUGUUGAAGAUUCGACAGACAAACUGCCACCCCAUGACCAUGAAGGUCACCUACUACAAGAAGCCGAUGUUCAUCCAUCAGGGUCACAUGCAGUGGCUGUUUGACGUGGACGGGAGGCGAUACUUGGAUUUGUUCGCCGGCGUAGCCACCGUAAGCGUUGGCCACUGUCACCCUAAGGUGACGGCGGCUGCAGAGCAACAGCUGAGGACGUUGGGACACACCACCAACAUCUAUGUUUAUCCGUCCAUCCAUGAGUACUGUGAAAAACUAGCGUCACAUUUGCCUGAUCCUCUCAAGGUGAUCUUGCUGACCAAUAGCGGCUCAGAAGCCAAUGACUUAGCUACGUGCAUGGCUCGAAUGUACACUGGCAACUUUGACAUCAUCAAUCUCAGGGGAAGUUACCACGGAGGAAGCCUGCACACCAUGGGUUUGACUUCACAACCAGGGUACAAAUACCCUGUCGGUAUUGGUUUAGGCUGCGCAAACACCAUGUGUCCUGAUGUGUUCAGAGGUCCAUGGGGGGGAAGCCGCUGCAGGGACUCUCCUGUGCAGACUAUCAGACAAUGUAACUGUGCCCAAGGCUACUGCAUGGCAAAUGAGCAAUACAUUGAACAGCUCAAAGAAACACUUCUCACCAGCGUCCCGAGUCGAAUUGCCGCUUUCUUUGCUGAGCCUAUUCAGGGAGUUGGUGGAGCGGUGCAAUACCCGAAAAACUUCCUGAAGGAGGCGUACAAACUUGUGAGGGAAAGAGGUGGCGUCUGUAUCGCUGAUGAGGUGCAGACCGGAUUUGGCCGGACAGGGAGCCACUUCUGGGGAUUCCAAGGUCAUGACGUUCUCCCUGAUAUCGUGACCAUGGCGAAGGGCAUCGGGAACGGUUUCCCGAUGGGAGCUGUUGUUACAACACGGGAGAUCGCAGACAGUUUCACAAGCGGUGUUCACUUCAACACCUUUGGCGGAAACCCGGUGGCUUGUUCCAUCGGGUCAGCCGUCCUAGAUACAAUCAAAGAUGAAGGCACACAGCAAAACAGUUUGGAGGUGGGCACCUACUUGAUGACUGAACUCGCCAAGCUCAGAGACAAGUAUGAGAUCAUAGGCGACGUCCGGGGCAAAGGCCUGCAGAUCGGAGUGGAAAUGGUCCAAGACAAGGCCAGCAGAAAGCCACUGCCUCAGCAGGAUAUGGCAGCCAUUUUUGAGGACAUCAAAGACAUGGGCGUCCUCAUCGGCAAGGGAGGAGUUUAUGGGCAGACCUUCCGCAUCAAACCGCCCAUGUGUAUCACAAUGAAGGAUGCCGAUUUCUUCCUGUCUGUUUUCAACAUGUCCAUCCAGAAGCACACGGAGGGAAGAUGAGCCAAAGCUAAGGGGAAAGUGUCGUUGACAUUAUCUUUUUUAGGUUCGCCACUUUCAAACUAAACAAGUGUAAAACGCUACUGGAUUAGCAAGGAGAAAAAUCACCUUACUUAUACAGUAUGCAAAACAUAAUGCGUAACUCACAUAAAAAAUAAUCUAGUCACCUGAUUUAAUUUUUUCUUAAAUAAAUGCAAACGCAAUGAAGAAGUGGGCAAUACGUGUUUGUGCUGUUUUAGUCAGUCACACUGGGUUACCAUAUACAGGUAGUCCCCGGGUUAUGAGGUACUUGAAUUUUUCCGACUUUACGGCACCGGAGUCUCACCUGCCAUGGUCUCCGGUCUUUUUUUUUUUUUUUGCUGUGUAAACAGUACCUUAUUGUACCACAGAGUAUCUUAUUUUUAACUAUAUCAAUUUGACGUAUUUUGUCCUCACUAAACGUGAAGUUGUUCAGCUUCACAGACAGCCAACAAGGAAAUUGUGUUUUUUAAAGCUUUUUCCUUCCUUCACUUUUUGACAAACUGUAAAGCUGUAACAAACAUGUGUACACUUAUGUUAAAAAAAAAAAAACACAAAUUUUACCAAAUAAAACACUUGACACAGAAAAAUUGGUGUUCAAACGUCCAUCCCCUCUGAUGAAAAUGUAAAUGAAGUACAUUGGCGGACACAAUAUGUU